CCCGCUUCUCUCACGGUUCAAUGCGAAAGGCUGCUUUGCAGUAAGGCAGGAGUGCGAAUGAGUUUAGAAAGAACCUCAACAUCGAGGCAAAGACAGAGUGUUAGAGGAGAAAUAGAAAAAGCUGCCAUACCCUGUGAAGUCUAGAUGGAUGUGAAAGAGGAAAUGUGCGACAUGAAUGUCAUGGAGAAAAAGACUUUAAAUGUUAAGAAGGAGGACUGUGAAUGGGAGUCCGUCCACCCUAAAAAGGAAAGUGUGGGCAUUAAGGAGGAGGACCGUGAACUGGGGUCAGUGGGCAUUAAAGAAGAGGCCGAAGAGAAGGCUGUCAGCAUUGAGACACCCAAACAUGAAAGUGUGGAGAGUCUCAAGGAAGAAGACCCUCAUGAUGGGUGUCAAGAUGGAGUGGUGACCGAGCUAGUCACCUCACAAAGCAGACACUGUGCAUCCCUGGAGUCCGCUGUUGAUGUGAAGUCUGAACCAACACAGCCUGACACAAAGAGGACUGGGGACGUUUCAUCAGACCGACCAAGGCAAGAUCAACCACCACCUAAAAAUAAGUCUGGAAAAAGAAACAAUCUUUACUGCUGCUCUGAAUGUGGCAAACAGUUUUCACGAAGAAGCACUCUUCAAAGUCACAAAAGAAUUCACACUGGAGAGAAGCCGUAUUGCUGUUCUGAAUGUGGCAGACAAUUCUCACAAAGCAGUCAUCUUCAGUGCCACAAACGAACUCACACUGGAGAUAAGCCAUACUGCUGUCAGGAAUGUGGCAAAAGAUUCUCACAAACAAGCACCCUUCAGCGCCACAAACAAAUCCACACCAAAGAAAAGCCAUAUUGCUGUUCUCAGUGUGGCAAACACUUUUCAGAAAGAAGCCAACUCGAAAGCCACAAAAGAAUUAACACUGAAGAGAGCAGAGAAAAAUGUUGUUGUUCUCGAUGUGGCAAACAAUUCUGUAGCAGUCGUGACCUUCUCAGCCACGCAAGAAUUCACAACAGAGAGAAACCCUAUUGUUGUUUGGAAUGUGGCAAACGAUUCUCACAAGCCAGCACUCUUCGUUGCCACAAACGAAUUCACACAGGAGACAAGUCGUAUUGUUGCUCGGAAUGUGGAAAGCAAUUCUCUUACAGGAGUAAUCUUCUAAGCCACUCAAGAAUUCACACUGGAGAGAAGCCAUAUUGCUGUUUGGAAUGUGGCAAACGAUUCUCACGAGCUAGCAUUCUUCAGUGCCACAAACGAAUGCACACGGGAGAGAAGCCAUAUUGCUGUUCUGAAUGUGGCAAACAGUUUUCACAAAGUAACAUUCUUCAGCGCCACAAAAUAAUCCACACAGGAGAAAAGCCUUAUUGUUGUUCAGAAUGUGGAAAACAAUUCUGUCACAGCAGUAAUCUUCGGAUUCACAAAAGAAUUCACACAGGGGAGAAGCCAUAUAGCUGUUCUGAAUGUGGCAAACAGUUUUCACAAAAUAGCAUUCUUCAGCGCCAUCAAAAGAUUCACACAGGAGAGAAGUCUUUACAAGAUCCACCCUGUUCUGAUAAAGUUCAUCUCAACCAUCAUGACAAAGGACAGAUCACUAUUCCGAACAUAAAAAUAAAAUGAGGAAUUUUUCAUUGAGACUCUUUAUCACCCCUACUGUUCUGCGUAGCAUUAAACCCAUUAAGCACCCUUCUGCCAUGGAUUUAAUAUCAGCUCUCGCAAUGAACCAGAACCUCAGAUGGUUACUCGCCUCCUGUUUACCAACGAUUUGAAACUGCACAUCUCUUACAGCCAUUGGAGGAGCCGCUAGACUUAGUAAAAAUGUUUUCAGAUGGCAUCGGAAUGGAAUUCAGGCUCGACAAGUGUCCCAAAGCUACCUUCAUUAGUGGAAUGCUAACCUUCACUUCAAAUAUCGGCAUUAGUCGGGAGUGUGCUUUUAAGAAAUCGAACCCAGAUAAAACAUACAGUCACCUGGGUAUACACUGAGGAGCAGACAGAAAUCAUAAAACACAAAGAUAAACACCAGCAAAAUAAAAUGAUACUACAGUUUUGGUACAUUCAAUUGGCCCCAAAUUUCAUAAACUUUGUAAACUGGACACCAAAAUGUGAAAAUUGCUGCAUGACCACCAACCCAUUUAUGAAAAUCAAUAUAUUGCAAGAGUCUGUAUGCCAAGAUUGGAAGGAGGGUAUGGGCUUAUUUGAAAAUGACUACACUUACAGAUCAGCAGUAAUUGGAAUACAGAUUUACCCGAUGAACUCAAAGGGCCGAAAUAUACAAAGAAUAUUCAACUAUAAAAUAAGAAACACCCAAAACAACAUUCCUGUCCAAACUAACUCGGCUAUUAAGGAAAAAAUGAGGAAAUGACUAAAACUUCCCCACCUUCAGUACAAAUUGAUACAGUACAUUACACCUAGCAGCAUAUGGAAGAACGGUACAAAAUAUAUCUGGAAAGAAAAAAAAUAGGAAGACCACAAAUACUGUAUAGUAGUAAGCAUGCUGCCCUUCACAUCACAAGCACUAUGCAGACUCACAAUGUACCCCAUGCAUGGAUCAUAUAGAGCAAACUAUGACCAAAAGUUGAAUGCAUAAUCAUGGCUGCACAGGAUGGCGGCUUGCACAGAGCUAUGAACUGUCAUUCUUCACAAAGAAAGGCACAACAAAGUGGGCAAGCUCUUUGACUGGAAACUCUGCAAGAAGUAAAACUUAACAACGCCAGAAAGACAAUCCAGACUGCAUAAAGGAAAAUGAGGAGGUGUCAGUCACUUGGGACAUGCCAGUACCAGUGGAUGGAAAAACAAAUACUAGAAAACCAGAUAUACGAGGGACAUUCAAAACGUUUCCACACUUUCGUAUUUUCGUUGGAAACAGUUAAGGCGGGAGGAGUAGUA
Polypterus senegalus (gray bichir) is the source of this 2859-nucleotide messenger RNA. RefSeq names its product gastrula zinc finger protein XlCGF57.1-like. The transcript has 3 exons. Gene Ontology annotation, biological process: regulation of transcription by RNA polymerase II. Lineage: Eukaryota; Metazoa; Chordata; Cladistia; Polypteriformes; Polypteridae. Gene Ontology annotation, cellular component: transcription regulator complex; PcG protein complex. The record is from RefSeq and is a predicted model, not a curated record. Bases 145 to 1593 code for a protein of 482 amino acids. Gene Ontology annotation, molecular function: RNA polymerase II cis-regulatory region sequence-specific DNA binding; DNA-binding transcription factor activity, RNA polymerase II-specific.